This is a messenger RNA of Cyphomyrmex costatus, 4008 nucleotides long. It is a transcript of the gene THADA, whose product is annotated as Thyroid adenoma-associated protein homolog. The transcript has 14 exons. The coding region runs from base 112 to 4008 and encodes 1298 amino acids. Gene Ontology annotation, biological process: tRNA methylation. NCBI's taxonomy places the organism in Eukaryota, Metazoa, Arthropoda, Insecta, Hymenoptera, Formicidae. The record is from RefSeq and is a predicted model, not a curated record. Gene Ontology annotation, cellular component: cytosol.
GCUAUAUGACCAAUCAGAAGUUAUCUAAACUUGAAGUUAGACUAAACACAGCACAUGAGUAAACAGCUGCCUAAAAGUAAAAGUAUUCCUGCGAUAUUGCGGCUUUAAAUAAUGGAAAAAAAUUUUAUUAUGGACGAGAAUGAACUUUAUACAUUUUUGAAUAAUCUGCGAAAAUCUAAACUAAAGGGCGAACUGGACACUGAGGAGAAAUUGGCGCAGCAGAGUGUCAAAUGGCGAAAUACCUUGGAAUACAGUGAUUUAGUCACGUAUGCUACACAUUAUAGCAAGAAAUGCAGACUGGAGAUGCUGGCACUCUUAGUGGAAUCAAAGAAAAGCACGUCAAGCUUUACAGUAAUGGAACUUCAUUUAAUUCUGUUAUUUUUAUCUAAUAAUUUGUGUGAGAAGAUGGAAUAUAUGCCCUUUAUUAAAAAGGCUUUAAAACGGUUGAAAGAUAGUUAUGCUGUUACAGAAAGACAAUUUUUGCAAGCACUAAAAAAAAAAGAAUGUUACGAAAAGCAAAAUUUAAUUUCCAAAAUGUAUGAAGACAAUCAUUUGGAUGUAGCUCAUAAAGAAUCUGAGCAAAUUGAAUAUAAUACGAGGACAAAUUACGAAUAUUUUAUGUUGAACUUGCGUCGACUUUGCGUGUUCAAUCUGUAUCCAGAAGCAACAUAUGAUCACAAACGUUCCUGCUUGCAGAUACUUUUACUAAUGCAAAAUCUCAUGCCUGAUAAAUUCAAAAAUUUGAAAUGGGAGAAAGACAAAGUAGAAGUGAUAUUGUAUUGUUUAAUGGCAGAUACGUACGAACCCAAUAAGGAAAUGGCAUAUCAGAUAAUCAGUUCGAUCAGUCCAGAAUUGUUAAGCUUAGAUUCAAAACCCUGGAUUCAUUCAAUUAUGAAAGCUGCUUUUAAAUUUGGUAACAGCGUUCGACCUAUUGACAGUAUUACGGCUGCAUAUUUGUUUAAAAUAGCCAAAUUAUCUCCUAUUAUAAGAAAUUUUUGCGAUCACUAUAAUGUAGACAAGGUUCCAGAAGCGAUAACAUUGCAAUUAAUUGUACUUCUAUAUGAAGAAUUACGAGGAGUAUUAACUUCAGCAAAAGAAAACCUAGGAAUAGCAAUUAGUAAAAAUUCUUUAUAUGGAUAUUUAUUCUGCAUUAGAAGUUUGCUUUCAGAUUACGAUAUAAGAGCCACAGAAGGAAACGAAUUAUGGCAAAAUACUGUAGCUGAUAUUAUAAUAUUGUGCUUUGAACUAAAUCGUACUGUUUCUGUGGUAGUAAAUAAUUCCUCACCAGAAGGACAUUUACCAAUGGACUUGGAAACACUAAAUUUAAAUGCAUCAUUUUACAUGAAUGAAAUUCUAACACCACAAAUGGUACUACUUUGUUCUUGGCGUACUGUUAAAGAAGUCAGUCUGUUGUUUGGUUUACUUGCUACUAAGGCAUCGAUACAAACUGCUGAAUCUCCAAAUGGAUUAUUAACAGUAAAACAAAUUGAGAAUAUAAUGAAACAUUUAGUUUCGUUACUGUGUGAAACGAAACAUAGAGGUGCAUUUGAACAAGCGUAUGUUGGUUUUCAUCAAUUAUGCACGCGAUUAUGGCGUUUAACAGACAAGUCUUUAAAUAGGCUUCCUAUGUUUUGGUUGUACAGUAUCUUAGCGCAUUUUACGGGAUUCGCUUCAGGAUAUACAUUAUGCGCAACAAGAAGAAGUGCGGGUAUUCCAUUUAUGAUACAGGCAGUUUUAUCCUCAGAACCAAAAAUCCAGAAUAGUUCAGAAACAUUUGCAUCUUGGAUUAUGACGGUUUUAUUACAAUUUGCGCAGAUUAAGUGCACAGAUUCUUUACAUCAGUCAAUGAUGGUCGUAAUGCACGGACAUCCAAUAUUCUCUAAAUCCGAGUUUUUAAUUUUAUUUGAACAGAUAGAAGAAAAGUGUAAGAAAAUGACUGAUCAUGACUUGAUCGAGAUAAAAAUUCAUUCUAUGAAUAUUCUUAGAGCUUUAUUUAGACAUUCUCAACUCGGAGACAUAACUAAGAAUCAUAUUAUGAAUGCUUUGAUGGUUGCCUGUAAGAAUUAUGAAGGUGCAAAAUGGUCGGAACGUAAUGCGGCUACGUUAUUGUUCAGCACACUUAUAGUACGAAUUUUUGGUGUUCAAAGAACCAAGGAUCACAUCAAUUUGACAACGGAUAACAAAAUGACAGCGAGAAUAUUUUUUGAAAGAUAUCCCAAUCUAUUUCAUUUUAUUUUACAUGAAUUGCGAACUGCAUCGGAUAAAGAAAAAGUCAUGAUAAGAUCCAACGAGCAAGUAAUUUUAUUGCUGCUGUCACGAUUGUAUAUUAAUUGCCAUUUUGACAUCGAUAUUACUUGGAUAAAUGAAAUUGUUAAUUUGGUAUCAGAACGUGGUAAAAGCCCCGUAUAUAAAACACGUGAACUUGCAGCUAGAGCAUUGGUGCCAUUAUUAGCAGAUAGUACAGCCUACAACUUCUUAAAAAAGUUAUUUGUAAUUUUAUGUACAGUACGAUAUAAUCCAAUUUCUACAAAUCUCACACAUGGCUAUUUGCUACAGAUAUUAGAGAUUUUGACGAGAUUGCCAUCCGUCCACAUACAGCUAUUAAAAUCUGAUGUCACAAAUUUUGUACGCGCAACAGAUUGGAUAUUGAAAGGAUUAGAAAAAGAAACUAAUACGUUCAGUUGUUUUCCCAUAGCUAGUGUAUACAUUGACAUUCUUCAUUGUUUAGAUGAAAAUAUGAUUGAAAGUUGUGAUAUAGAGGAUAUUUUAUAUAUCCUGCAAAAGCACUUAGUCGACGAAGAUCUAUUAAAACGAGGACCGUGCGAACAAAUGUAUAAAGUAUCUGCCAUCAAAUUUAUACUUCGUAUGGAGAAUUCAAAGUUUCUGCAGACGGUGCACAAUGGACAAAGUAUAGCAUUCAACAUAUAUUCGCAUCUUUUGGUCAUUCCAGAAGCUGAGAUACAGAGCGUUGCUUGGACUACUGUUUUGGAAGUAAUAAAGGCGGAAUCUUAUCAGCAAGGAAAAUUAUUGAGUGCUUUUGCUCUUCGCACAAUUGCCGAUAUUGCUGAUGAUUUAUAUAAAUUUAAUCCAAAUUUACAAGAUGCGAUUUUUUAUUUCUUAUAUAACAGCCUGACGGACAAAGAUGGAUGUUAUGUCAUCGACAAACGUGAAAUUUGUAAUUUGGUUUUUAAGAAACUGUAUCUAAAUGAUGCAAACAAUAUCUAUGAUCAACGUGCUAAUUAUUUGAUAUUGUUAGGAAAAUGUAUGACAACAUUAACUCACGAAUUGAAGGAUAAAGAGCUCAGGAUAGAACACAUAGAAGACAUUUAUAGAAAAAUCUGUGACAAUAGAUGGAUUGGUUUGUUAAUUAAAGAUUCCAGAUUAUCAGUUUUCGAUAUAUUGUAUGAACUUUUUGAAAAGGACAUCGUUAUCGAACAUUGCCAUCCCGUAUUGGAUUGGUGGACAAUGUUAUUGCAAUUAUUAGUCGAUGACAACGCGAACGUUCGGCACGAUGCGUCUAAAGUAAUUUGUAAGCUUGAACCGUGCAACAAAUUGGAAUGUUUCAAACAAACUUUGUUGGUAUUCUUCUACAAGUUUAAAAAAAUGGUCGCUGAUAAAUAUCCGAAAAUAGCAAUAGGCGUCCUUUUCUGCUGGAGUGUCUCAUUGUUAGGAGAUAUGAAUUAUGAAAUGGACGAUAACGAAGUUUUCAACAAAUGUAGAAAUUACAGUAUCUUCGAUCCUAAGGAAAUAUCAGAUCUGUGCUUCAAGUUAACGAAAUCGAUAACUCAACAAUAUUCCAUUAAUAAUAUCAAUUUUAAGUUACCACCGGAUGUUGUAAGAUGGAUAAGUUACCGUUUAGAUAUCGAUUUUCCUGCAUUGUCAUCUUUUAAACAAAUUAUAUAUAAUUAUCAAAACAACCUGCCGAUAACCGAAGAGAUAUUGAAAGAUACAAGAUUCAGGGGUAAACCAUUCCAAUCUUUUGCAUGUAAAAAAUACAUGUCGUUAUAA